AUGCCUGUUUCAUCGGCACAGGUGACCUUUGGCACCGAUACGACACGUCGUCGAAGAUCCUCCUGGGUUUCAGCUGAUGUCGCUCGAUCUGCCCUCCGCCAGACGGACCAGCCGAGCAACGCCGCUUGCUUCGUCCAUUCACUGCUCGGGAAACCCAAGGAACUUCAUCUCCAACCGCUGAAAGAGAAUAAUAUACACGAAGCCCUACCGGACGCCAUCGACCAUGACGAUGCUGUUCUGGAGUCGAGGCUGCUCACGAAAAAGCAACUGUCUGACAUGGCUUGGAAUGUGAGGACGCUGUCGAAGAAGCUGGGAAAUAUCAGAUUGAAGCUCAAUGUCCACAGCGUUUUCCUCCUCACAAAGCCGCAGGACGAUUGCUUGGUGCGCCUAACAAGAGAUGUCGCUCGGUGGCUUCUUUCGAAAGAUCGAAAUGUAAAAUAUGUCGUUUACAUUGAGAAACGAUUGAAAAAUGAACCGGACUUUGACGAAGCCAAUAUAUUUGCUGAGGAACCAUCCGCAAACGGGAGGCUGGAAUAUUGGGACACGGAUCUUAUCCGUGAAAACCCCCAGUUGAUUGAUUUUAUUAUCACCCUUGGGGGUGAUGGAACCGUUCUCUACGCAAGUUGGUUAUUCCAGCAUAUUGUUCCACCUGUCCUUUCCUUUUCAUUAGGAUCACUGGGAUUUCUUACCAAGUUCGACUUUGGAACUUAUAAGGAUACCCUGAGAAAGUCAUUUGAAGAGGGUGUCACUCUGAGUCUUCGGCUACGGUUCGAAUGUACGGUGAUGCGAAGUAAAAGUAAUUACUCAGCAAACUCCUCGCUCGUCCAAAGGGAUGUUGCUGAGCAAGUGCCUGGGGAUGAGACCCAGGAUAAGGCAACCCAUGUGCCAGACAAGACCUUUCAUAUUUUAAAUGAAAUUGUUGUUGAUCGGGGGCCGAAUCCCACUAUGUCCUCCCUGGAAAUCUUCGGUGACGAUGAGUAUUUCACGUCAAUCCAGGCCGAUGGUGUUUGUGUCGCAACCCCAACUGGAUCGACUGCCUACAACCUGGCUGCAGGGGGAUCUCUCUGCCACCCUGAAAACCCUGUGAUUCUCUUGACGGCAAUUUGCGCCCAUACUCUCAAUUUUCGUCCGGUUAUCCUGCCGGACACGAUUGUUUUAAGGAUUGGAGUGGCAUAUGAUGCUCGCACCAGUUCAUGGGCAAGCUUUGAUGGACGCGAGCGUAUGGAACUCCUGCCAGGAGACUACGUGACGGUAUCAGCUUCGAGAUUUCCAUUUGCAAAUGUAAUGACAUCGAAUAACCGAAGUGGGGACUGGAUCGAGAGCAUCUCAAGAACGUUGAAUUGGAAUACGCGAGAAAAGCAGAAGCCAACACGCCACGAGAAUUAUUGCGAUUCCCCUAGCAAAUGA
Ophidiomyces ophidiicola is the source of this 1407-nucleotide messenger RNA. RefSeq lists its product as uncharacterized. The coding region runs from base 1 to 1407 and encodes 468 amino acids. Gene Ontology annotation, molecular function: NAD+ kinase activity. The record is from RefSeq and is a predicted model, not a curated record. The transcript has 3 exons. Lineage: Eukaryota; Fungi; Ascomycota; Eurotiomycetes; Onygenales; Onygenaceae. Gene Ontology annotation, biological process: NADP+ biosynthetic process; NAD+ metabolic process.